AUGUAUUUAAGGCUCAUCACUGGCAAAGCAGCUCAAGCUUUAUCCAGAAUUCGCUUCAAUGGCGGCUCUCAAUAUCUCUACUCAACAACGUCAACCCGUAUCGCAUCCAAUUUUUUGGUUAAAUACCUCAUUGAUUCUCUAGGAUUUUCCAAAAAAGAAGCAACUUUUACUUCUUCAAAGCUAACUUCACAGAAAACCUUAAAAAAUCCUGAUUUAGUCCUCAAUUUCUUGAAACAAACUGGUUUUGACAAGACCGACAUCAAAAUACUAGUUUCUAGAGCACCCACAUUGCUAUACCGUGAUGUUUCCAAAACCCUAAAACCCAAACUCCAGUGCCUUAUGGAUCUCGGGUUAUCCGGGUCGGACCUAGUGAAUGUAAUUGCUAAAGAUUCAAAUAUUUUUAUGAGAAGUUUAGAUACUCAUUUAAGACCUACCAUUGAUUGUCUUAGGAGAAUUUUGGGUAGCGACGAAGAUGUAGUUAAGGCUAUAAAGAGAGCUCCUUGGUUGCUCUCUUUUGGUACUCAUCAUAUUAUGGAGACUAAUGUAUUGUUCUUGAGAAACUAUGGUUUUUCUAGUGUCAUAAUAAAAAAGUUUGUGCUUAGAUCUCCUGCUUGUAUUUCUCUAAAGCCUAAGUGGUUUAAGGAUUUGUUGCAUAUAGUGGAGAAGGAUUUCCGAGUUCUGCCCGACUCCCCUAGUUUUCUGCGUGGAUUUCAAGUGUUAGCCAGUCAAAAUAAGUCUUUGUUGGAAAAGAAGAUCGGAAUUUUCAAGAGUUUUGGAUGGUCUGAUGAUGAUAUACUCGAGAUGUUUAGGAAGCUACCGUAUUGCAUUGCUAAAUCAGAGGUUAGAAUUCAAAAAUCAUUAAAUCUUUACAUGAAGGAGCUUGGUUUUGAACCUGCUUAUUUGGCUUCACAUCCUGCAAUUUUGGCCUAUAGUCUUGAAAAAAGAGUGGCACCUCGGAUGCAAGUCUUGAAAAUUUUGGAUGGAAAGAAGCUUGAGAGGAGAAAGUGGACUCUUUAUCGCGUUCUGAUGAUAACAGAGUCGAAGUUUAUAGAGUAUUUUGUGCUUCCCUACAAGGAUCAGAUACCUUAUCUGUAUGAAUCACAUAAGAAAACUGUGUCGCCUUAA
Molecule: messenger RNA, 1125 nt
Organism: Nicotiana tabacum (common tobacco)
Lineage: Eukaryota; Viridiplantae; Streptophyta; Magnoliopsida; Solanales; Solanaceae
Product: transcription termination factor MTERF8, chloroplastic-like
Biological process (GO): regulation of DNA-templated transcription
Molecular function (GO): double-stranded DNA binding
Source: RefSeq, a predicted model, not a curated record